AUGGAAGAAGAAGAAGAAGAAGAAGAAGAAGAAGAAGAAGAAGAAGAAGAAGUUGAUGCUGAUGAUGAUGAUGAUGAUGAUGAUGAUGAUGAUGAUGAUGAUGAUGAUGAUGAUGAUGAUGAUGAUGAUGAUGAUGAUGAUGAUGAUGAUGAUGAUGAUGAUGAUGAUGAUGAUGAUGAUGAUGAUGAUGAUGAUGAUGAUGAUGAUGAUGAUGAUGAACUCCAGGAGGGAGAGCACUGUAUUCCGAAAUUAAUUAAUGUACAGUAUGUGGGUUGAAGCAAGCUGACAGCCGAAUGAGGACGCGCAUCCGGCACCGCGGGAGCAGACGUCUGAAUGACAUCGGGGUGGGCGUCACAGCACCUUGAGUGAAAGCAUGUCGGUUAGGGUAAUUGCGACUGGCUGAGAGCGAGGAUGCUACUGGCACGCACGUUCAAGUACGCGCGAGAGCUCGGUGUCGCAGUAAGCGCCAGGAGUAGGGUUGUGACAGUCCACCCACUUAUUCGCGACCACUUUAUCAUGCUGUCCUUCUUCUGUACCAAGCUCACUGUUAUUUCGCUGCGUGGACCACACGGGAUUUGUCACCAGUCCAACGAAAGCUCAAAGCCAGUCAAAACUGCCCCCGCUGGCUGGCUGCAGAAGGACACAGCCCAGACACGAAUUUCCACUGGGGGGCAAGACCCUCGAGGGUGGACAAAGAAUAAACAACACGCUUAGAGAGACGGCGUGUGGCAGCUGUUUGCUGGGCCUCCUUUACGCUCUUUAACAGCAGUAAGGCUUGUCAAGCGUAAUCUGCCUUCCCUGACUUGUAAUCUGGGACUUGUCGUGUGGCCGACCACUGGGAACUCUCGUAGAAAUUCCCACCUUCAUGACAGACUCACUAGAAGUCUGUUCAACUGCAUACGCACGCAUGGUAGCCUCCAGUAAAGUAGCACAAUUGAAACCCCCUAACAACAUUUAGGUUUGCCCGCAUAUGCACAGCACGCAAUAGUCAUGUAAGACGCAUUUAACGAAAUUCGCCUAGUUCAACAUAAUGAGCGAAAUUUCGCAUGUGAGAACUUGCAGGCCUCACAGGCGUGUGAAACAUGACCUUUUAUGUAGCCUGGUAUCUGCGUAACUCGCGUAGGCUGGCUGUUUAGCUUCGUCAUCCAUUGCGCCCAAUCUCAUCAUUAGUUGGGUGAUGGGUUCGGAAGAGGGUGUAGUGACAGUUAAGUCCGUUUUGUUUUAAUCAGUUACAAUACGCUUUGACACAACUUCGAAUAAGACAAAGAACACACAUGUGCACUUUUACCUGCUGACGACUUUGUUCUUAUUUACUAGUUUGUAAUUGUUGGGAUACAGCUAUUCUCGAUUUCCCUACUCCCACUUCUUUUCAACAACUGCGCCGUUUUAUAGGCCUUGUCAAUUUCUAUCGACGUUUCAUCCCUCAUUGUGCUCAAUUAAUGCUACCACUUACUAACCUUUUACGCGGGAACAACCGUGAGUUUUGUUUUCCUGACACAGCUGUAGAGGCUUUCAAUCGUGCGAGGAAGGCUCUUGCGGAUACAACUGUCCUUGUUCACCCUAUAACUGAUGCCCCACUUUCCAUUGUGGCCGACGUCUCUAAUUUCGCUAUAGGUGCUGCCCUUCAGCAACAGACGCCCACUGGCACCCAGCCCUUGGCUUUCUACUCUGCCAAAUUGACACCCCCACAAACUCGCUAUAGCACUUUUGGUAGAGAACUCCGUGCAAUUUAUUUAGCCAUUAAGAAUUUUCGUAAUUAUAUUGAGGGCCGAGAUUUUUGUAUUUAUACUGACCACUAGUCUCUUACUUAUGCCCUCUCUACUUCUUCUGACAAGUGUUCACCCCGCGAGGCCCGCCAUCUCGAUUUUAUUUCUCAGUAUACCACCGACAUUCGAUUUCUUAAAGGCCUUUAUCAUCAAGUUGCUGACUGUCUUUCUCGGCCUGGCAUUAAUGCCAUCACCCGCCCUUCCAUCGAUUUGGAGCGCAUGGCAGAACUGCAAAAUCAGCCGCCUUUCAGUGAGGGCUUGCAACACACUAGUCUUCAACUCGAAGCCAUUCCUUUUUCCACCACCCCGGUACAAUCUUGUUUGACGUAUCGCGCGUUGCCUCCCGACCCGUAGUGCCAAGCGAGAUGAGAAGAGAUGUUUUUGCCGCGUUGCACAAUCUAGCUCACCCUGGCAUCCGCAUUACCCAGCGCCUCGUCAGCGAGCGGUUCGUUUGGCCAAGCUUGAACACUGAUAUCCGCCAGUGGACCCGUUCAUGUUUGGCCUGUCAGAAUGCCAAAGUCGGACGGCACAACAAAGCCCCCAUUGGCACUUUUCUCGCACCCGACGCACAUUUUGCACAUGUUCAUAUUGAUCUGGUAGGUCCCUUUCCAACAUCUCGUGGUUGCAACUACUUACUUACUGCGAUUGACCGAUUUACUCGUUGGCCCAUUGCAACUCCCAUACCUAACAUAACUGCAGAUUACGUUGCCCAUGCUUUUUUGGAACACUGGAUCUCUCAUUAUAGCGUCCCCUCAAAUAUUACCACCGAUGGAGGUCAACAAUUCGAGUCUAGACUUUUUAACAGCCUUAUUAACCUCCUCGGAUGUUCUAGCAUACGCACGACAGCAUACCACCCCUCAUCCAACGACUUAGUCGAGCGUUUCCACCGACAACUCAAAGCCUCGCUCCGAGCUCAUGGCAACCCUUCCCAUUGGAGCGAGAAUCUGCCUUUGGUCAUGCUCGGUAUCCGUACCGCACUCAAGCCCGACUUGGAGUGUUCCACUGCCGAACUUGUCUACGGUACCACCCUUCGGAUUCCCGGGGAUUUUUUCGGGUACUCUCAAAGCUCAGGCGACUUGGAUCCCAGCGAUUAUGUGCAAAGAUUGCGCCAAGCCAUGACUCAUCCUCGAGCCACUCCUCCACGUCCUUCAACAAGUAAGUCGUACGUCAACCCGAACUUACUACCAUGUUCUUUUGUAUUUGUCCGCGUAGAUAGCGUUCGCCGGCCACUACAACAGCCCUAUGACGGCCCAUUUCGAGUACUAUCGCUCAAGGGCAAGCAGUUUACAAUUGACCGUGGAGGCCGCACCGACGUGGUCUCAAUCGAUCGCUUGAAGGCGGCUUAUACCGAGCCUCUUCCAACUUCUCCAACCGAACCACCUCCACUUGGCACUAUGCCACUUACUAUUUCCCAGACUCCAUUUACGCCCAAUAACCCCGCGUCUUCCCUUAUUUCACAGACUCCUCCCCUUACGCGCAGCGGCCGUCAUGUCCGUUUUCCCGACCGUUACCAACUUGUACAAUAUGCAUAACACUCCCACAUUUUCCUUCUAUUAACAAUAAUUUUUUUGAACUCCGUUUUCCUAGGAGGGGGAGUAUUGUAGUGACAUUUAAGUCCGUUUUGUUUUAAUCAGUUGCAAUACGCUUUGACACAACUUCGAAUAAGACAAAGAACACACAUGUGCACUUUUACCUGCUGACAACUUUGUUCUUAUUUACUAGUUUGUAACUGUUGGGAUACUGCUAUUUUCGUUUCCCGGAUAGCCUACUUACCGUGCCCAACUAAUGGCUUUAUCACUUACAAGGGAAAGAAUAAGUCCAGUGCUGGGAAAUUCAUCCUGAAUACAAUAAAUCUGACGCGCUAAAAGUCUGCCAACUGAAGAAGUGACUCGGGCCAUCCGUCGGUCAUCCAUCCGUCCGCCAACCAACCUCUCCUCCUAGUACCCUUCCUCCUCCUACCCCCUCCCUACCCUCCUUAACCGAGGGACCACUCUUUUUAUUGACCAUAGUUAGAGCCAAGCUACUCCGGCUGAAACCUGCCAAAUCGCCUGGCCCAGAUAGAAUUCCCGCCCUAGCACUUCGCGAACUUGCUAAUGAACUGUGUAAACCCUUAUCCGCAAUAUUUCAAAAGUCAUUUGAAGACGGCGAGCUACCGGAAGAAUGGAAGUGCGCACUCAUUACUCCGAUCCAUAAAGGAGGCUCAAGACUUGACGGCGGAAAUUAUCGUCCCGUCAGUCUUACUUGCAUCGCGUGUAAAAUAAUGGAACGCAUUAUCAAAAGACACUUGAUGAAAUACCUGGAACAGAACAAAAUAUUGUGUGAUGCCCAACACGGCUUUCGUCCAGGGCGCUCCUGCCUAACGAGUGUUCUUUACUCGCACGAGAAAUGGACACGAGCUACCGAUAAGGGUUUUCCAGUGGAUGUCAUGUUUUUUGACAGUGUCCCACACAGGCUUCUUUUACAGAAGAUCUGGGAUGUAGGAACUCAAGGAAGAAUGUUUAAGUGGAUCAGGAGUUUUCUGUCCUCCAGACUACAAAGAGUCGUCGUUAGUAAUUCUACCUCGGAAUGGGUAAAGGUGGAAAGUGGUGUCCCACAGGGUUCUGUCUUAGGCCCAGUACUCUUCCUGAUUUAUGUUAAUGACUGCAUCAGCGAAGUGAAUUGCGAGGCUCUCAUGUUCGCGGAUGACAUAAAAAUAUGGAGUGAAGUCAAGUGUGAUGAUGACGCAGAGAAUUUGCAGUCGAACAUCAACAAACUGUGUGAUUGGUCGAACAGAUGGCUUUUGAAGUUUAACGUGUCCAAAUGCGUGGUUUUGCACCUGAACACCGGCCGCAAUGCCUCUCCCAAACACCCGUACUAUAUUGGCGGGACGAGGUUAGAAACUGUGGAAAGACAUAGAGAUCUGGGUGUAUGGAUGACCACAAAUCUAUCGCCAUCAGAACACUGUAGAAAGAUGGUCCAGAAGGCAACUAGUACUUUACACUGGGUCAGACGUGCAUUUAAAAUCUUUCCUCCCGAACUCUUCGAAAGACUCUUUGGUGUCUUUGUAAGACCUCAUCUGGAGUAUGGAAUGCCAGCAGCUUCACUGUGGAUGAGAAAGGAUAUCAACUUACUUGAACAGGUGCAACGCAGAGCGACAAAGAUGGUCGACGGUCUAAAGCAUAUUUCUUAUCAGUAGAGGCUGAAUUUGCUUGGCUUAUUCCCUCUCUCCUAUAGACAAAUAAACUGCAGUCUACUUUGGACGUUCCGGAUUGUCCGCGGCCAGGGUUGCUCAUUAAGAGUGGAGGACUUCUUUGAGUUUGCCCGUACAAACCAACUACGCGACCAUGCCUACAAAGUCAGGAAUGAGCGCACGCUGUUAGAUCGUCGAAGAUUUUCAUUCAACCAGCGGGUUGUCCGACCGUGGAACUCGCUUCCAAGCGAAAUGGUAACGGCUGACACAAUUUGUAUGUUUAAAAAAACUUGCUCGCCUAGUUUUAGACAGAAAUUGGCUUCUACAACAUGACUACGCACAGCCAGCUUUGUAAAAAAAACUGUCGUAUACAGUCCCUCCGCACUAAUCUACAGUGACCUUAUGCACUACCUUAUGAUUACGAUUGAACUGUGACCCGAUCACAUUGUAAAUGCCUGCGAUUCCAUUUUCGAGUACGAAUCUGCGAAAGCACUGUACAUAAAUAGGGUCAUCAAGGGCUCUGCCUCUAACCCUCCAAAUAUAUACAUAUACACCCCCUAAUGUGGCCUUUAUGACAUUCCAACCAAAGCGACAUCCGAGAUUUCCUUAAAUAUAGUCUGGUGCAUGUGUGGUCGGAGCCAGGUCACGCCCGUCACGCGAACACAGAAUAUUAAACUUGAAUAAAUCUACACGCAGUCGUGCCCGCGCCCUCCUCACGGGGCGGCGAUGGGGGCAGUUCCUCUAUGUCGUCGAACUAUCGCAGGCAAGGCAAGGAACGGUAUUGGCCCUACUCCGGGCGUCUGUUGCAACGCUGCGUCCACCGCGAGUACCUGCAAGUGCGCACAGUCUAGUUCUCGGCCAGUCAGAGCUGUCCAAACCAGUCAAUCAACCUCAAGGCCGACUAAGACGUGCCCUCGCUUAAGGGGCUGUGACUCAUUCCCCUCUGACGCUCUGGACGCCGCUCUCACGGCGCUGGACGUGUUCUCGUCUAGCUGUCAACUUAUUUUAAUCAGUUUCCCAGUUUAUUGUGCAAAAAAAUGUACCCUCUCAGCUGACAUCCAGCACCUUCUUCUUCUGUUCGAGUCAAGGUCUCACGCGCGACUCGGACUUCUGUGAUACACACACCAAACGGGUUUCACCAACCCGCACUGUUCCAGGACCAGGUUCUGUAGCAGCGGAUCCAGGCUAAGUAACACGUGCAAAAAUUCAAAAGCAUUAAAAAUGGCAGUUAGGAUAAGCUCUCGGGACACGCAUUUGCUCUAGUACCCGGACCAUCUCGAACGGCAAGCAUAAGUCCUCGCCAUUAGAGCACCGGUAGCGUCUUGAGGAUGGUAUACACGAUAAUAGUCUCACAGAUAACGCUGAUCGGCGUCCAGUAAUUAAUGAAGUGACCCCAACCGCCAGUUACAGUUAUGGGGCCCACGCGUGUGCCAGAACUCUACCUUGAUUUUAGCCAGGUGCGCGGGCUUGAGGAUGAGAAGCUCAGAGGAUAUUGGAUGACAGGUAGUCAAGUGCGAUGAAGUGCGUAGUGGGGAAUGUGUCAACACUGGACUGAGGAGGCAUAAGUCCGGCGAAGUUGGUGAUUUUGUAGUCGGCUGCAAGUUCGGAAAUGAUGAUGACGUUUCAGCCAGGAAUGGCAUAAGAGACGUCAAUUACGACAAGGGCACACCUGAGGAGAGGCUGGAGCCUGACGUCCACUGAGAGGGAGCAGGAUCCAAACGUGACGAAUAUGGAGAAGUACAGUGGCUGUAGGAAAAGGACCGAGUUGUGUCAGCGACGGUCUUUCCGUGCAGGACGGAAAACAGUAAGCUGCUCAUCAGGGCAGACCGGGGAACGUCUGCUAGCCUCUCUGUCACGAGUGUAAAUACGUCGGUCGGCUCGAGGGUUAUCAGAGGCUUGCCGUGGUAACUUUCUGGCCGGUCCGUUUCCAGAUUUACCCUGAAUUCAGCUAUUGUCACAGGCGAAAAUCGGCGACGGGCCUUGGUCACAAAGCUUUUGUGGCACUAACAAUAGAGACUGUGCUAGGGCGGAAGGGGAAGGGAAACCUAUGCGAACAGACGGCCUGGGUUACCUCGUGGAUAAUGGAUGUGUGAAAAACAGCCAAAAAUAUGAUCGACAGCGGUCUCUGUGGCAGUGACAAAAAAGCGUCUCAGGUGGCGGACGAAAUAGAACAUUCUACCACGACAUAUGAGACGUGCUUCUGCAGGACUGAACGACUCCCGCAUCCAGCAAUGUGUGUAACGAGUAGCAACAGUCUGCACUGUUUUUUUAGAAUACAGAAUUUCGGCACAAGUGGUAGCAGCUGGUGGAAGUCUGUUCAGGUUGCCCAAACUAGAUAUCCACACUGUAGACGGAAUGCCUUAGGUGCAUACCUUCCACUGAUGUUGUGUUGGGUGCACGAAGUUUGGAAAAAAACAUGUAAAACUGCCUAUAUCGGAUAUAUUCCAGCAACACUGAGCGCUCAGAUUGUUGGCUGUCAUAAGUACCUUCCCGCGUAGCUGUCCGCUCUCACGGUCGUCAGCGCCGCCGAUUAUCCACGUCACCUCCGGUCAGCCGGACACUCGCGACUCAACCUCUGGCUUGCAACACAGUGGCGUCGAUCAAUAUUUCUCUCUUCACUGAUUGGCCGCGGUCGGACGAAGUUCGGGCGCGUGCGCUUCGGCUGGUAAUCGCCCGGUGAGGACGCUAUCUGCAAAUGUUUGUGCUGAUGUCUGUACUUUAUCCGCCUCAAUAAUUACUUGUUCAUCUAACCGUUUUUCCUGCCUUCUGAUUUUAGAACUUUCUGGUCGCCAACUAUCCAAAUGAGGCGAGUGGAGGCCACUUCUGAACACCGGUUUCUUUUCCUUCCCAAUCUGCGUAAUAGUUGGACUUUUACAAAGGGCAAAUUUCCACCAGAAGUACAGCCUAUUUUGAACCCCGCCCCCUGACAUUCUUUCGGCCUACCAACUCACCCAGAUGACUUACCGCCUGAGGGAGAUGCCCGAUUCUGUUAAGCUAUCUCCUUUUGAGCGUUUACCCCCCUCAGACUCUCUUCUAUCUGCUGUCUGGAAUUCAAGGUCACAGAUGGCGACUCUCGCACAAGAUUUAGCCUCUCUUCGACAACAUCCCCUUUAUUGCCGACCGCAUCAAGGCCAUGCCCCCGGCAAGCCCAGCACACUUAUUCAUCUCGCUCCAGCAUAGGUACCACUUGCUUGCAUCAGACUACAUUGUGUGAACAAGCUCGUCGCUCCAAAUCUCACUGCUCCUUUAUCUCAAAGCAGAGCCCGUGGAUAAAAGAGGUCAGCCCGAAGAUCAGUGAAGCCAAUCUCCCUGGCUCUGGUUGUACCUUCUAAAUCAGCGACAAUCUGACCCGCAGAUAUUUCCUUGAAGACGUCGGAGUCCAUAUCAGUGUGGUCCCUUUCACUCUAGCUGACCGUCGCCAACCGGCUCCCUAUAUUUGGCAGCCUGUCUCUCACCCUGAACAUCAGUCCUCGUCGUUCAUUCUCCUGGAUCUUUAUGAUCGACGUAGUUCUCUAUGGAAUCCUCAGCUCUAGUUAAGUUUGAUCUCCAAGCGGACUGGCCCCGUCCUCGGCUGCUUGAUCGCACGACUGGUCGACGUGCUCGUGGAUUGGCUCCCCUUAUAACCUGCAACUUAUCUGUCCUUUAUGCAUACAUAGUUUUUGCUUACCUCGGGCUCCACCCUCAACAUCCGAACAUCACCACCUACCAGUUCCGCAGUUACGAGUUCCAACAGGACGUUGUGCGUCAUCUUUACAUCUCAGGCCCUCCUUUGUUCGCUCGGCCUUGACGACUAGCACUGACCCACCUGGAGGUCGCGAAGGCGGAGUCUGAACACAUGUUGCAAGCGGGCAUCAUUUGACCGUCCUAGGGCCCCCGGGCGUCUUCUCAGCCCAUAGCGUCCAAGGCGACAUCAUGAGACUGGAGACCCUGUGAUGGCUAUCGUGCCCUAAACAACGUCACCAUUCACAACAACUAUCCAGUAUCUCAUCUUCAGGAGUCCGUAAAACGAUUUUCUGAAAGAUCGACUUUAUGCACACCUUCCAGUAAAUAUCUGCCGCCACAGGAGAUAUCCCCAAAAUUGCCGUCACUACUCUAUCUGACACCUUUGAAUUCAUCCGCAUGCUCGACAGCCUUCGUAAUGUCGACCUGACAUUCCCGAGGUUCAUCGACAGGACUAUAGUUCACAAUUCGUCGCCGACAUCCGCCACACUGAUGUUUACGCAGAAUGAGGUGGCUGAUGUGCCGUUCAGACCUUACCUUACCGCAGUCCAGCCCUCACAUGGGAUCGACCUUACCGCCAUGGCGGGUGUGCAAGGGCGAGCCGGUUGUCCUGACGAUGAGUCUUUUAGUAGUCUCCAGCUUGAAGACACUCCCUUAACCAGUGGUAAUAGCACAGUCAUUUGGAGCGUCUCGAGGCCUUCCCAUUAGCCAUCCGUGCCUGCCCCGAUGUGUCGGGCUGUGCUUCAAUUUCUUCAUGGACUCGCCCACCCUGGGAUACAAACUUCACAAAAGCUCCUGGCCUGGUAUAAAUAAGGAUGUCAGGAUCUUGGGCACGGUCGUGUCUGACCUGCCAGAUGCACAAGGCACAGUGUUACAGUAGUGUUUGGAGUGCCUACAAUCCCAAAAACAAGAGCCAGCCAAUCACUGGAGGCCACGUACGUUUUCUAUACAGCGCUGUCACCUUAAUCGUGGCGCCUCUCCAUUGGCUUUCCCCCUCGGGCCUGAUCGAUCCGCGUAUUCGAAUUAUCGAUCAGCUCGUCUGGAAUGUUCUUCCCGAAGGGCAUUGGGCCGAAUGCCGGCGAACCAUAGUAGGGCGUUAUAAAUAUGCGUUACUUCCAGUUAACCUUGACUUGGAAUUUCCUAAUAUAUAUUUUCGUGGUCGGUCGCGUUCUCCUUCUCUGCCGCGUUGGUAUUGAGAACAAGAGUAGGGUACGCAUACGCUCCCACGUGCUUUCAAGUACCAGGCCGGGUCAUAACAAAUAGGCCUCCACCGCGCACCUUCCUUGGCCCCGACGCAGGGUUCAACCAUGUUCCGCAGAUGUCGCGGCCCCCUUGUCCACAUCCAACGCUUACGCUCACCUAUUUACCCGUGUCGAUUAGUACACCCGCUGGGCUGAAUCAACCCCUCUGUCGAAUGUAGAGGAGGAUACCACUGCCAAAGCUUUCGUCAGUUGCUAGGUCGUCAUUCUCAAUUCCCUAUCGACGGUUAUGACUGGUCAAGGUGUCCAGCUUGAGUUUGUCCUCAUCCAAGCUCUCCACAUCUUAUCUAGCUGCAGGCUCAUUCAGAAGAGAACCUACCACCCAGCAGCCAACGACAUGGUCGAGCGUUUCCACCACCAGUUAAAGACCGCACUGGACGCAUUAAAGAACCCAAGAAACUGGUCUGACAACUUGCUCUCCUUGCAAUUCUUGGCAUUCGCGCGACACUGAAGUCGGAUCUGGACUUCAGCGCAGCCAAAGAGGUUUUCGUUUCGAAAAGAUUAAUUAAAUAGGGUUGUAAAACUAAUCAUGCAGCAUAAUUCUAUAAUAAUUCAGUUAAACCGAGAUGUCGGCUUUUGAACGAAGUUCUUUUCGGCCGCAUAAAGAAACUACACUCCGUAAACAAUGACUACUUAAGUAGCAUGUAUUUUUUGCAUUGAUUUUCGUUGUCCUUAAAAAUUCAACUAUAUUUCAUGUAAAGCAUGCAUAAAAAUAUUCAUUCUUUUGCUCAUUCGGUAGACAAUUACGUCUUCUUCCAAGCUUAUACUCGAAGGAAGGGUAUUAUUCGGUUUUUAAAAACUUUUGCAAUUCCCGAAUAAUUUUAAACCCGACCUGCCGUUACACUUGCAUUCACGGUUUCCAAACUACAAGCCCUAUAUUUUCCGCGUAAGGAAAACUAUAUAUUUCCCUACGGUAUUAAGAAUAUAAUAUAUUCGGUUCAUGAAAUUUGGCAGUGAAUUUGAUCCAUAUUGUUAAUUUUACAAGCCACAUUGGUAAAUGCAGAGACAUGACGUUUUAUGAAUGGCCAUUUCACGAUAUAAAAAAUCUCACAAUUGGAAACUUUUUUAAAACCAAAUUAUACCCUUUCUUCGAGUAUAAAAUUGGAAUAAGACGUAAAUGUCUACCGGAUAAGCAAAAGAAUGAGUAUUUUUAUGCAUGUUUUCUGCAAAAUAUAUCUGAAUUCUUAGGUGCAUCGAAAGUCAACGAGAAAAAUUCAUGCUACUUAAGUAAUCGUUUGUUACGGAAUGUAGUUUUCGUAUGCGGCCGGAAAGAAGUUCCUUCGAAAGCCGGCAUCCUAAGGUAACUGAAUUAUUUUAGAAUUAUUCUGCCUGUUGAAUAGUUUUACAACCCUACUUAAUUAAUCUUUUCGAAACGGAAACGCAUUUCGGAAUUCCGGUUGACAUUUCAUGAGUUAGCCCACCUACUGUAUGCGUUCUCUGUCCCCGGACCCACCGCGAAUGUCAUCAACUGAGUUUUAUGUCGAGAAAACCCUGGCCUACUGCACUCAUGUGUUUAGUGUAACCGUGUGCGUGAGCCGCCGGAACCACCAUACGAAGAACCGUCUCCAGUGCUCUAAUGCAAUAUGAAGACCUGCCGGAUCCUUCGCAGUGAGGAGGAGGUUUGAUUGAGUCAAAUCUGCCCACACGAGCGAAUAUGCGAGUUUCAGGGACUAGUUGAUAAGAAGUGGAAGCGAUCGCUGGAACAAGACCGUUAUUCACCUGACGGUUCGCAUUCUCGCUCGAACCCAUCAUCAAACACAGAAACAGACACGGGCGACCCAUGCACAGGAAGUUGCAGUAUUUAUAGGAUGCAGCCGCUAUGCUACUGAAUACCUAUGGUAAUUAACCGCUCUCCCCUUCACCGAGGAUUGUUGGCCGCUGGUGCGCUAAUGGCUUGAUGGUCGGCAUGCAAGUUAUUAACUGCUGAAAUCUCAUCACCCGUGUUGGAUGCUGGCGUGAUGAUUGCCAGACCAUCUGGUUCGAGAGACGGCCUUGGCCCGGUUCGAUGGCCUCCCCAAGGUGCACAAGGAGGGCGCUGCUCUACGGCCCAUCGUGUCGCUCAAAGUCACUCAAACGUACGGACUGACAAAAUGGCUGUUCCAGCUUCUCAAAUUUCUGACCGCUGAUUCAGACACCACCGUCUGUUCGUCAACACAAUUCCUGGCGAAGCUUAAAGGAGUAAGUCUCUUGCCAAAUGAGGUCAUGGUAUCUUUUGAUGUCACGUCCCUCUUUACUUCUAUCCCUCAGGAUCUGGCAAUCGAGACCGUCGAGCUACUCCUACGACGCAAAUACAAUGAAACGGACAAUCGUCUCGGACAUGCCCAAGUCCUUCAGCUCCUACAGUUCUGUCUCAGGACGUACUUCUUGUUCGACGGGACAAUCUACGAACAGGGUGGAGGAAAUAACAAGUGGGUUCGCCAAUUUCGGGACUCAUAG
Messenger RNA from Spirometra erinaceieuropaei, 12350 nucleotides. The record is from the annotation of a GenBank genome assembly. Lineage: Eukaryota; Metazoa; Platyhelminthes; Cestoda; Diphyllobothriidea; Diphyllobothriidae.